AUGGCUGACCUUCCAAUAAGAUUUCAAGAGCUUUGUCAGCUCACAGAAAUUGGUAUCAACCAAACGAGUAUUGGGUUUAAUUGGUUGACUAUGGAAUCAGACCGUUUUAUAUGUGCGCGUGAAGCAAUCGGAGGAGUAAACCAAGUUGUCAUUGUUGAUCUUAAUGAUACUCAAAAUAUUAUGAAAAGACCAAUUACAGCAGAAUCUGCAAUAAUGCAUCCUACCUCCAAAAUUCUGGCUCUGAAGGCUGCGAAACAACUUCAGAUCUUCAAUCUUGAAUUGAAGACAAAAGUCAAAUCUUGUGUUAUGCAAGAAGAUGUGGUAUUUUGGAAAUGGAUUAAUGAAAAGACUCUUGGUCUUGUAACGGGAGUCUCUGUAUAUCAUUGGGCAAUAGAUGACGAUUUACAACCUACCAAAAUAUUUGAAAGGCAUUCAUCUCUCGCAAAUUCACAAAUUAUCAAUUAUCGAGUAAAUUCUGAUGAAAAAUGGAUGGUUCUUGUUGGUAUAGCGGCAGCGGAAAAAACGAGAGUGGCAGGAUACAUGCAACUAUAUUCAAAAGAAAAAUCAGUUAGUCAACCUAUUGAAGGUCAUGCCACAGCUUUUGCUACUUUAUUAUUAGAGAAUGCUGCUUCCCCUACGAGAUUAUUCACAUUUGCUGUACGAAAUCAAUCUGGUGCUAAGCUGCAUAUUGUUGAAAUUGAUCAUAAGGAAGAAAAUCCAAUUUUCCAAAAAAAGACGGUCGAUGUUUAUUUCCCAGAUGAAGCUAGUUCAGAUUUUCCUGUCGCGAUGCAAAUUAGUUCUAAAUAUAAUAUAAUUUUUCUUGUUACCAAAUUUGGGUAUAUUCACUUAUAUGAUUUGGAAACUGGUACUUGUAUCUAUAUGAAUAGAAUAAGUGGUGAAACAAUCUUUGUUACUGCUGAACAUAAAGCAACAAGUGGAAUUAUUGGAGUUAACAGAAAGGGUCAGGUACUAACUGUCUGUGUGGAUGAAAAAAAUAUUAUUCCUUAUAUAUUGAAUACACUUAAUAAUCAAGAAUUGGCAUUAAGAAUGGCAUCAAGAUGUAAUUUACCAGGUGCAGAAGAUAUUUACGGCGUUCUUCGUACACAACAAACAAUUGAACGUUUUAAAUCAGUUCCAGUAGCUCCAGGAACACUAUCACCGAUUUUACAAUAUUUUGGUAUUCUCUUGGAGAAAGGAAAUCUUAACAAAUAUGAGUCUUUAGAAUUGGCACGACCUGUUUUGGUGCAAGGUCGCAAAAUGUUAUUGGAAAAAUGGUUAAAGGAGGAUAAGUUGGAAUGUAGUGAGGAACUUGGUGAUAUAGUUCGUCAAUACGAUCUUAACUUUGCUUUAUCAGUUUACCUUCGUGCACAUGUUCCAAACAAGGUCAUAGCAUGCUUUGCUGAAACAAAUCAAUAUUCCAAGAUUAUUCUUUACGCAAAAAAAGUGGGAUUCCAACCGGAUUAUCCUUCACUUCUUCAAAAAAUCAUGCGACUUGAUCCUGACAAAGGUGGUGAAUUUGCUUCAAUGUUAGUGACUGAUGAGAAUGGACCUUUAGUUGAUAUUGAGCGAAUUGUAGAUGUCUUUAUGUCACAAAAUUUAAUCCAACAAGCAACUUCUUUCUUAUUGGAUGCAUUAAAAGAAAACAAACCUGAACAAGGACAUUUACAGACAAGAUUACUUGAAAUGAAUUUAAUGCAUGCUCCCCAAGUUGCCGAUGCUAUAUUUAGUAAUGGAAUGUUCACUCAUUAUGACAAACCAACUAUUGCAUUACUAUGUGAAAAAGCUGGUUUGUUACAAAGGGCUUUGGAACAUUAUUCUGAUCUUGCUGAUAUUAAACGUUGCAUCGUUCAUACUCAAAUUUUGAAUACUGACUUUGUUCUCAAUUAUUUUGGGAAUUUGUCGGUUGAUCAAUCGCUUGAGUGUUUGAAUGAAAUGCUUAGAUGUAAUUUACGACAAAAUUUACAGGCUGCUGUAAAGACCGGACAAAUAAAAGAAGUUGAGAGGAUUUGUCGUGAAAGUCAACAUUAUGAUGCUGAAAAAGUCAAGAAUUUCCUUAAGGAAUCCAAACUUACCGAUCAACUCCCAUUAAUCAUUGUGUGCGACAGAUUUGAUUUUGUUCACGAUUUGGUAUUAUACUUAUACCAACAAAAUUUUACAAAAUAUAUCGAAAUCUAUGUUCAAAAAGUCAAUCCCGCUCGUACACCGGUAGUUAUUGGAGGGCUUCUUGAUGUUGAUUGUGAUGAAUCUAUCAUUAAGAAUCUCUUAAUGUCUGUAACAGGACCCGUACCUGUUGAUCAAUUGGUUCAAGAAGUCGAGAAACGUAAUCGGCUCAAAUUGCUUUUACCUUGGUUAGAACGUAGUUUCAAUUCAGGAAGUGAAGAACCAGCUGUUCACAACGCGUUAGCUAUGAUUUACAUUGAUAGCAAUAAUAAUCCUGAGGUUUUCCUAAGAGAUAAUGCAUUUUAUGAUUCUCUUACUAUUGGUAAAUACUGUGAAAAGCGUGACCCAAACCUUGCAUUUAUUGCUUAUCAACGCGGAAAUUGUGAUUUUGAACUUGUCAAGAUUACAAAUGAAAAUGCGAUGUUUAAACAUCAAGCACGGUAUUUGGUAAAACGUCGUAAUCCAGAGUUAUGGGCUGCUGUUUUAGAUGAAAACAAUAUGUAUCGUAGAUCCGUUAUUGAUCAGAUAAAUGUAACUGCUCUUCCUGAAUCAAAAGAUCCGGAAGAUGUUUCUCUUACCGUUAAAGCAUUUAUGACCGCAGACUUGCCUUUAGAGUUGAUUGAAUUGUUAGAAAAAUUAAUCUUGGAGCAAACUACUUCCUUCAGCGAUAAUAAAAAUCUACAAAAUCUUCUUAUUCUUACAGCAAUUAAAGCCGAUGGUAGUAAAGUAAUGAAUUAUGUAGAUAAACUUAAUAAUAUUGAUGUCCGUGAUGUUGCCGAAUUUGCGAUUAAUGGAAAUUUAUAUGAAGAAGCAUUUGCUAUAUAUAAAAAAUAUUCAGAAUAUGCUCUCGCCAUUAAUGUUUUGAUUGAGAAUAUCGGUAGUAUUGAUCGGGCUUCGGAAUUUGCUGAAGAAGCUAACCAGCCAGAAGUAUGGAGUCGUUUAGCCAAAGCACAAAUUGAAUGUUUAAGAAUUAAAGAUUCAAUAGAGUCUUAUAUUCGUGCUGAUGACCCAAGCAAUUUUAAUGAAGUUAUUGUUAUUGCAUCUCGAGCGGGUAAAAAUGAAGAACUAAUCAAGUACUUACAGAUGUGCCGAAAGAAGCUUCGUGAACCCCUGGUUGAUAGCGAAUUAUUAUUCUCAUAUGCAAAGACCAAACGGUUUAAUGACCUCGAAGAAUUCCUUAACACACCUAAUGUCGCGCAAAUUCAAUCAAUCGGUGAUCGAUGCUACGAUGAUGGUCUUUUUGCAUCAGCUAAAAUCUUGUUCCAAAGUAUUUCAAAUUGGGCUAGAUUAGCAUCCACUCUUGUUCAUUUAGGAGAAUAUCAAGCCGCCGUUGAUGGUGCACGUAAAGCUGGUAGCACAAAGGUUUGGAAAGAUGUUCAUUAUGCCUGUGUUCAAAAUAAUGAAUUCCGCUUAGCACAUAUUUGUGGUCUCAACCUAAUAGUACAUGCAGAAGAAUUACAGGAGGUGAUUCGUUUAUAUGAAUAUAAUGGUCACAUGGACGAACUCUUGUCCUUGCUUGAAGCUGGACUUGGAUUAGAAAGAGCACAUAUGGGAAUGUUUACCGAAUUGGCAAUCCUAUACACUAAAUAUCGAUCAGAUAAAACAGAAGAGCAUAUUCGUCUGUUCUGGUCUCGACUCAAUAUAUCGAAAGUUAUUAGAGCUUGUGAUGAAGCUCACCUUUGGAAAGAAAUGGUAUUCCUAUAUGAGAAUUAUGCCGAAUUUGAUAACGCUGCUCUUUCAAUGAUGACUCAUGCGGCUGAUGCAUGGGAUCACACUAAAUUCAAAGAAAUUACUGUCAAAGUCAGCAACCUUGAAAUUUACUACAAGGCAUUGAAAUUUUAUCUAGAUGAACACCCUCUUUUGCUCAAUGAUUUGUUAGCUGUUCUUACCCCACGAAUUGAUCACACUAGGGUCGUUCAAAUGUUCCAAAAAUCAGAUAAUUUGCCCUUAAUCAAGUCAUAUUUGAUUUCAGUUCAAGAGACAAACAAUGAAGCAGUAAACAUUGCCUAUAAUGAUAUAUUGAUUGAAGAAGAAGACUAUAAAUCAUUACGCGACUCUAUUGACAGUUUCGAUAGAUUCGACAACAUCAAAUUAGCUCAACGACUUGAAAAACAUGAACUUUUAGAAUUCCGUCGUAUUGCAGCUCAUCUCUACAAGAAAAAUAAACGUUGGGAUAAAUCGAUUGCUUUGUCAAAGGAAGAUCGUCUGUUUAAAGAUGCAAUUGAAACAGCAUGUGAAUCUCGUUCAACAGAAGUCGCGGAAGAACUUUUAGAAUAUUUUGUUCAAAUUGGAAACAAAGAAUGUUUUACUUCAGCACUUUAUACAUGUUAUGACUUAGCUCGACCGGAUGUUGUAUUAGAAUUAGCCUGGAAGCACGGUCUGAAUGAUUUUGCGAUGCCAUAUUUAAUUCAAGUUAUGCGCGAAUAUGUUACCAAGGUGGACACGUUAGAAAAAUCUAAUGCUGAAAGACUAGAUAAAGAACGUGAACGAGAAAAGAACGAAAAUGAUACUCCAAUGAUGCAUCCAAUUGGAAUAACGAACCCACUUAUGCUUACUCAAGGACCAAGUCAAGGUGUUUCUCCACAAGCAUUUGGAUCAUCAAAUUACACUAGUUAUCAAGGCUUUUAA
Molecule: messenger RNA, 4788 nt
Organism: Diversispora eburnea
Lineage: Eukaryota; Fungi; Glomeromycota; Glomeromycetes; Diversisporales; Diversisporaceae
Source: the annotation of a GenBank genome assembly